GUCCCGCGACGCCAUCUUGACGGACGUGUUUUUCCGCCGAUUGUAAACAAAUCGCCAAUUCUCGGGUUUCCGUCUUUGGUAUUUUCUCCUUCCUUUCUUCUUCCCCCUUUCUUUCGUUCGGUGAAUAAGCAACCAUGUUUUACGCACAUUUUGUGCUGGCCAAAAAGGGCCCCUUGGCCCGAAUUUGGCUGGCCGCGCAUUGGGAUAAAAAGCUCACAAAAGCCCAUGUCUUUGAGACCAAUAUUGAGAAGUCCGUUGAUGGUAUCUUGCAGCCAAAGGUAAAGAUGGCCUUGAGAACGUCAGGUCACUUGCUGUUGGGUGUGGUAAGAAUUUACUCCCGAAAGGCCAAGUAUCUCUUGGCUGAUUGUAAUGAGGCCUUUGUCAAGAUCAAAAUGGCCUUCAGACCAGGCAUGGUCGAUUUGCCAGAGGACAUCAGGGAGGCAGCAGUCAGUGCCAUCACGCUCCCAGAGGUGUUCCACGACUUUGACACUGCCAUGCCAGAGCUGAAUGAUGUUGACAUCCAGGCGCAGUUCACUCUCAACCAGUCACGUGCUGAAGAAAUCACAAUGAGGGAAGACUAUGGCAACAUCUCUUUGGUGACAGGCGAUGAUGGCUUUGGAGACAUGGGCUUUGAGGAACCCCCGGACAUCAUGAGGGAUGCAUCUGCCAUGGACCAGACCUUAGACCACCCUAACCUGAUCUUUGGCGACAACACCCCCUUGGACAAAGAGAAGGAACCCAGUGCAUCCAAGGAGCAGGACUCGAGAUUAUCCACUGCAAGGGCAGAUGUUCUGAGCAUGUCGACAAGAAACAUGGACCUCAACAACCAGAUGAUGUCACCACAAGCCCCAGAGACCCCAGCACCUCCAGCCCCUUUGGAAGAACAGCCUCAGCCUGCGCAAACACCUGCCCCUGGUGGCGAUGUCAUUACUCUAGACGAGGCUGCCGAGAACCCACAAACUCCGGGCAUUCCCGACGAGGCAGUUCCUGCCAACCAGGAAGCUGUUCCACCAGAGACCCCAGCCCCAGCUACUCCUUUCCACAAUGCAGAACAGCCACCAGAAAGUGUGCCAAGUCAGAAUCAGCCUCAGAUGGAAAAUCAUGGUUACGAGGAGUCCCACCCCCCAGCCAACACUCCAGGGGGUUUGUCAGAUGGUGGACCGAGAUCAAAUUAUUCAGAACGGGCAAAUACCCCUACUACACCAUUCAGACAGGACGAGGCCCAUGAAGAGGAGGAGGAACAAGCAGAUGAUGAAACUUAUGAACAGUUUGAAGAGCGUGUGGUCAACAAGCGUGCUGGACACAUGUUCCACUCCAUUAAGAGGAGGCUAAGAAGCAACAACAUCUUGUUCUCUGACAUGGUUCACCAGAACAACAGAAAGCAGGUGGCACAGAAGUUCUACACGAUGUUAGUGUUGAAGAAGCUCCAAGCAGUAGAGCUGCAUCAAGAGGGUCCUUUCACUGAAAUGUUCAUCAGCAGAGGUGCAUUGUUUGAGAAUGCAUCCUUAUAAAUGCACCCUUCAUUUGGUGAGAAAAGAAAUGGUUAUUAUUACUGUUGUAAUCUUUUAUUUAUUGUAUAAUAUUUUAUAAAUGUAUUGUUGGUAUACCAAAUUGUAAUUGGAUCACCUAAUGCCAAGGCCUGGAUCUAAAUCCUGGUCACAGUACCUUUUAGGAGUGAUAUAUUGUCAGGGCGUGUCUUUUGUGAGGGAAAUAUUCAAAAUUACUUAAAUGAUAUAUAGUAACUUUGUUGAAAAUGAAUGAUUAUUAAGAAUAUAAUUA
Messenger RNA from Penaeus monodon (black tiger shrimp), 1779 nucleotides. It is a transcript of the gene vtd, whose product is annotated as double-strand-break repair protein rad21 homolog. Gene Ontology annotation, biological process: synaptonemal complex assembly; mitotic sister chromatid cohesion; replication-born double-strand break repair via sister chromatid exchange. The record is from RefSeq and is a predicted model, not a curated record. Gene Ontology annotation, cellular component: cohesin complex; synaptonemal complex. Gene Ontology annotation, molecular function: chromatin binding; protein binding. Lineage: Eukaryota; Metazoa; Arthropoda; Malacostraca; Decapoda; Penaeidae.